UUGGUUGUCCAUCACAACUCAAAACACUAAUCAUUACUUGGGUAACUUACUGCUUUUAUUUUGAAAAACGGUGUAGGAAGGGCGCAUACCUUUUUUGGGUCGGCCGCUGUCUUGGGUCGUAAACGGGACACGUUUGGUUCCUAAUGGCCGGAGAAGAGCGACAAGGGGCUUGUUUUAUUGGCGGAAAGGAAACGCUAGCCACAGAAAGCGGUGAAAAUCAUAUACGCAACGCCAGGAAGUGAAAAAAUGUGGACGCACGUUGUAUUGUUAAUUAUUAACUCAUUAAACACUCCAUGUUAGACGCAGGUGUUCGCUUAAACACUGUCAGAAAUAUCUUAAAGUAAAUUCCAUGUAUAAUAGUGAUCUUGCACUGCUUUAAUGUCAACAAAACAUUCAGAAAUAGCUUAAUCUUACAUUAAAAAAAAUAAAAAAGAUAAAUCAGUAGAUACCUUUUACAUUAACAUUUUAUUGAUUGAGCUCAACCGUACCUUUGCUCUUGUGUGUUAAUAAUUGUACAGAGUGCUACAGUAGACGAUUGUGGGACACUGAGUGAUCUCACUCUAUCGCUGGCAACCAUGAGACUCGUUGUCUGUUUUCUUUCUCUGCUCACUGUGUUCAGCCCUGGAGAAUGUGGGAAUGUUUUAGUCUGGUUUACUGAGGGCAGUCACUGGAUCAAUCUGAAGAUUGUGUUGGAAACGUUGAUUGACAGGGGACACAGUGUCACUGUGCUGGUGCCAGAUGCCUCUCUCUUCAUGCAUGCCAAAGAAUCAGAUCGCUUCUCCUACCAGCCAUUCAAUGUGUCUAUAUCUGCACAGGACAUAGAGGACUCCUUUGAGGAUUUUUUACAUUUCUCAAUGUAUGAGAUGGAACAGUUAAACUUACUGCAAAUUUAUAUCAAAUUCUACCAGCUUUUCUCCAAAGAUCUAGAUUUGUGUUUUACAUACUGUGAUGGUACUCUGAAGUCUCCAGCGUUGAUCGACAAACUGCAGCGUGGGAAGUUUGACGUCAUGCUGUCAGAUCCGAUCUAUCCAUGCAGCGAGGCUUUAGCUGAAAAGCUGAACAUUCCCUUAGUUUACACAUUACGGUUCUCUAUCGCUAACACUUUAGAGCGGAUGUGUGGUCAGAUACCAGCUCCACCAUCAUUUGUUCCUGGAACAAUGAGUAAACUCACAGACAAGAUGAGCUUCACAGAGCGAAUCAAAAAUAUGCUCUUCUACCUUUCUCAAGAUGCUUUGGCCAUUAGUCUGUGGAAAAAAAUCGACAACUAUUACACUGAAUAUUUUGGACGGCCCACUUCCUAUUGUGAGAUGAUGGGUAAAGCUGAUAUCUGGUUAAUCAGAACCUACUGGGAUUUUGAGUUUCCACGGCCAUUCCUGCCCAACUUCAAAUACAUUGGAGGCCUUCACUGCACCCCUGCCAAACCAUUACCUAAGGACGUGGAGGAGUUUGUGCAGAGCUCAGGGGAUGAUGGGAUUGUGGUCUUCACUCUGGGGUCCUUGGUAAACAACAUGACCAAAGACAGGAGCAAUACGAUCGCCUCUGCACUGGCACAGAUUCCACAGAAGGUUUUAUGGCGAUAUGGUGGAGAGAAGCCAGAUACUCUUGGUGAAAACACCAGAAUUUAUAAGUGGAUCCCUCAGAAUGAUUUAUUGGGUCACCCUAAAACCAGAGCAUUCAUCACUCAUGGAGGCACUAAUGGCAUAUAUGAGGCCAUAUAUCAUGGCGUUCCAAUGGUCGGGAUCCCCUUGUUUGGUGACCAGCCUGAUAAUUUAGUUCAUAUGAAGGCCAAAGGUGCUGCUGUUAUCAUUGACUUCAACAGUAUGCAGAUUCAAGACCUGGUGGAUGGACUCAAUGCUGUCAUUAACGAUCUCUCGUAUAAAGAGAACACUAUGCGUUUGUCCAGGAUUCAUCAUGACAGACCAGUAAAGCCUUUGGAUGAGUCUGUGUUCUGGAUUGAGUUCGUCAUGCGCAAUAAAGGCGCUAAACACCUGCGUGCCGAGGCCCACAACCUUACCUGGUACCAGUACCACUGUCUGGAUGUGUUCGCUUUUCUCAUCACUGUCCUGACUGUAGUUCUCUAUGUUUUCUUUAAAAUGUGCAAAUUCUUCAUAAUGCAUUGCUGUUUUAGAUCAAAGAGGAAAAGCAAAAAAGAGUGAUUGAUUUUGACUG
Messenger RNA from Sinocyclocheilus anshuiensis, 2169 nucleotides. Its product is annotated as UDP-glucuronosyltransferase 2C1-like. The transcript has 6 exons. Gene Ontology annotation, molecular function: glucuronosyltransferase activity. The coding region runs from base 576 to 2156 and encodes 526 amino acids. Lineage: Eukaryota; Metazoa; Chordata; Actinopteri; Cypriniformes; Cyprinidae. The record is from RefSeq and is a predicted model, not a curated record.